AUGGCAGAAGCUCUAGGCCUCGCCGCCAGCGUCAUCGCGGUGGUUGACAUGACAACGAAGGUCGGAGGCGCCACCUUCAAGCUCAUGAAACUAUGGAACGAGGUCAAAGAAGUGCCGAUAAUGCUCCUACAGAAGGCAGAACGUAUGCAAGACCUGGAAGACUUCCUUCUCGAUGCCGAAGACCAGAUUCAAAACAGUCCGCUACCGCAAGCCUUCUUUAAUACCAAUCAUCGUUUGCAGCAACACAUUCAGAAGGUUCGCCGCGCACUGGAUGAGGUUCAGAACUUGGUUGACGAUCUACAAACCAAGUUGGCUGCCCGAAAAGAUGGGUUCAGAAACAGACUACUCUCAACCAAGGUGGUGUUCCGUAAAGACGAGUUGAUGGCCUUGGACAGGAAGCUUGACGCGGCUCUUUACCUGUUUUCGAUCGCGCAGAUGCAGUGGAUCAUGUGA
Colletotrichum orchidophilum is the source of this 453-nucleotide messenger RNA. RefSeq lists its product as uncharacterized. The coding region runs from base 1 to 453 and encodes 150 amino acids. The transcript has a single exon. NCBI's taxonomy places the organism in Eukaryota, Fungi, Ascomycota, Sordariomycetes, Glomerellales, Glomerellaceae. The record is from RefSeq and is a predicted model, not a curated record.